Brachypodium distachyon (stiff brome) is the source of this 1189-nucleotide messenger RNA. RefSeq names its product protein SYS1 homolog. Lineage: Eukaryota; Viridiplantae; Streptophyta; Magnoliopsida; Poales; Poaceae. The record is from RefSeq and is a predicted model, not a curated record. The transcript has 3 exons. Bases 182 to 640 code for a protein of 152 amino acids. Gene Ontology annotation, biological process: protein localization to Golgi apparatus; Golgi to plasma membrane protein transport; Golgi to endosome transport. Gene Ontology annotation, cellular component: trans-Golgi network; Golgi membrane.
AACGCAAAGAAAUGAGAGCAUGUUCGGGCUGUUCCAAGCAGCAGAGAGAAGAGAAGCAACCUAACAUCCAGCCCAGCCGCGAGAAAGAGAUCCCGCCGAAUCCCCAAACCCAACCACCGCGCCUCGCCCGCCUCUCCGGCGACCCCCAGAUCCCGCCGGCGGCGGAGGCGGGGAGGCGAAGAUGUUCUAUGGGGCGAUGGUGUGGGAUCCGUGGCUGAUCGUGUCGCAGAUCGUCUGCCUGCAGUGCCUCUACUACCUCGCGCUCGGCCUCCUCAUGGCGCUCCUCGUCGGCACCCGCGUCCCCCGCCUCACACUCCUCUACCUCUUCGACUUCGCCACCCUCACCCCGCGAACCACCACCGGCUGGUGCGCCAUCGCCUCCUUCCUCCUCGCCGCCGUCGCAGGUGCUGCGUUCAUGCUUUAUGUGAUUGAGAGAGCCAAGAAGUGCCUGGACUUUGCAGCUACCCUCUACAUUAUUCAUCUGUUUAUUUGCAUUAUUUAUGGUGGAUGGCCAGCUUCAAUUACAUGGUGGGUUGUUAAUAUCGUAAGUUUGGCAAUCAUGUCCCUCCUUGGUGAAUACCUCUGCAUCAGGCGGGAGCUAAGAGAUAUUCCAGUAUCACGGAUUCGUGCAAGUGUUUAAAAUCUCAGACUAAAGGAGUAUAGAUGGCUUCCAACUGUUGUUUACCUCCCCUUCCCCCACAAGAGAUGGUUGUUAAUAUGGUUCUUAGGAAUACAAAAACUCGCGAUGCAUGCUUUAUUCUGUGAUCUACAGCCGAUACUAUUCGAUCUUGCAAAUAUUUUGCUGUUAUGCUUGAUCUCUCAUUAGAGUCACCAGAGAUCCUAACGGCAUUGCAGGCGAGGCUUCUGAAUUCCCAUUAGUGUAAUGGGAUGGCAGCUCAAUUUUUGUGGCAUCUAUCAAGUCGUCCCUCCCUAUGGAUAGUGACAAAAAAAGGCUGCUGUUUGACAAUUUGUAUGACUAGAUAACGAUACCUUAAAAUUGUGUUCGUUAGUGAGGCUGAUAACAUGCAAAUCUUUGUCGUACCAUUCAAUUCUUGCGUAGAUGUUAGUUGCAGGUAAUAUAGCUAUUGUUUUCUCUUCAGUUCGUGUCAGCUGAAUUCUUUGUGACCACGGCACAUCACUUGUUGGAACUCAACAUCUUGUUUUCAGAAUGUUCCAAGUCCAUAUUUUA